Messenger RNA from Serinus canaria (Common canary), 13458 nucleotides. RefSeq lists its product as uncharacterized. The record is from RefSeq and is a predicted model, not a curated record. Lineage: Eukaryota; Metazoa; Chordata; Aves; Passeriformes; Fringillidae. Gene Ontology annotation, cellular component: membrane.
CCCCCCCACCUUUCUUGGGUGUCAUUGCAGGAGACACGGGAGUCAUUCCGGAGUGAAACCUCCUGUGGCACUCUGCCACCUACAUGCAAAGGCCGCAGUAGAAUGGGAGGUUGAUAAUGUCGCCGAGACCCACUGCGAGGGUUCCUGCCCGCCGCGGCGGGAGCGUAGCCGGGUCGUCCCCUCCCGCCAGCCCCGGCUGGGUCUGCGUGUAGGCAGGAAGGACAGGCAGCCGCAGCAGCGCCGGGCGAAACCCUUGCGGGGGGGCACCUCAGGGCUUAACAGGGCUUAGGGCAACUCACGAGAUAUCCUGAGGUGACACGAGGACACUGGCAAGUGGUAGGUCCCCAGUCCCAUAAAAAGGCUGGGGACUCCUGGCUUUGAGUGCGCUGCUGCAGGAGUGACCCCGUUGGGAGCAUGCUGUUCUGCUGGCACUGUCACCGCUCAGCACUGCUGGGGCUGACUCAGACCCACUGUCACCCUCACACAGCCGAGAACUCAACAGAGCUCUUGCACCCCCCUCAUGCACCACUUGUUUUCCGGACGUGCUUGAUCCAAGAUUACGCAUGUGGGUCCCCAGAAAACCAAGUGCGCUCUGUACCCCCCCGGAAUGUGGCUUCACAGCAGGGCAGAGCUAGCGCGGAGCCGCGGCGUUCUCGGCGGCAGCGCAGGUGUCGGGAGGCGCGUGCGGUCGCUGGCGAGGCCGGGAGCCGCCGGGGGGAAACCGCCUCCUUCCUGCCCUGGCGGCGAGGCGAGCGCGGGGCUGCAGCUGCGGCAGCAGCGGCAUGUGCCAGAGCCACCGCGAGGGACCGGGCAGCUGGCAGCCCGCCGAGAGCCGGGGGCCUCUGCCACCCCCCGCGGGGGCUCCGAUCAGCCGGGAGGGGAGCGCCCCGAGCGUGGGGCUUUGAGCUUUGCAGGUGCCCGAGCUACAGGUGGUUCCCUGGCUGCUCUUGGUAGGAUGUGGGCUGAAGCCCAUACUCGCCAUCAGGAUGGCUCUUGGCAGGCUGCAGCAGCAGCGUUGGAGCCGCGGGGCAUGCAGGAAGGGCCCCCGCAGGGCAGGUGCUGUGGGGGGGCUGUCUCCCCCCGGGGACAUCCGGGUGGCAGCCCACUGUGGCGAGGUGUGUGACGGCAGAGGCGCAGGCGAGGCUCAUAUUUGGGCACGGAGCAGGUUAUUGGAGGCCGCGGCCCCGCAGCCGGGAGAUGAGGCGCCUGAUAAAGGCUGCCCCGCUGCUGUUGUUGCUGCUGCUGCGUGCAUUGGCUCGGGCGCUGGCGAGAGGUGGCCUGGCUGCGCUGGCUGGGGGCCGGUGGCCAUGGGGCCGCUGGUGGGUCUGGGGCUGCUCGUGUGCGUGCGGCUGUGCGGGGGCUCCGGGGAGCUGCGUCUGGUGGGCGGCGGCGGGCGCUGUGCCGGCCGCGUGGAGGUGAAGCACGGCGGUGAGUGGGGCUCCGUGUGCGUCUUGGGGCGGAACCGGGAAGCUCGGUGGGCCGUGGUGGUGUGCCGGCAGCUGGGCUGUGGCCGGGUGGCCAGGGCGUCCUCGUCCGCCCCGUUCGGGCAGGGCAGCGGGCGGAUCUGGCUGCAGCCCUUCUGCAACGGCACCGAGGAUGAGCUGGAUCACUGUUCACACUUCGGAUGGGGCUGGCAUUUCUGCGGCCACAAGCGGGAUGUGGGGGUGACCUGCACAGAUGCCGUGGAGCUGAGGCUGUCGGGCGGCGGCAAUCCCUGUGUCGGGAGGGUGGAGGUGAAGCUGCAGGGACACUGGGGCUCGGUGGCAGACGACAGCUGGGACAUGGAGGACGCCGAGGUGGUUUGUCAGCAGCUGGGCUGUGGCUCGGCUUCCAGUGCCUAUUUCGCCGUCGAGCGCUUCGAUGUAGGGGACGGGCUCGUCAGCCUGGCCCUGGUGGACUGCAGUGGGAACGAGGCCACGCUCUGGGACUGCGAGAUCCGUGGCUGGGGACCCUAUAACAGCAGCAUCCAUGACUUGGACUCUGCUGUUGUCUGCCAAGGCUUUUCCCAGCUGGUUGGUGGCGAUGGAGCCUGUGCCGGGCGGCUGGAGGUGCGUCAGGGCCGGUCCUGGGUCGGUGUCUGUGAGGAUCAGGUGGACAUGAAGGUGGCCCAGGUGGUGUGCAGGGAGCUGGGCUGCGGUGAGGUGAUUGCGAUGGCCGGCAGUGGCCGUUUUGGGGCAGUGUUGAGAUCGCUCUGGGACGGAGGCUUCCAGUGCAAUGGCACUGCAGUGUGUGCCCGGCGUCCGCCCCAGAGCCAGGGCUGCUCCGGCCCUGCCAGCAUCAUCUGCUCCUCCUACACGGGCUUCCGGCUGGAGAACGGCAGCUCAGGAUGCUCCGGGCGAGUGGAGGUGGCAGUGAGGGGGACGUGGGGCUCGGUGUGCGCCAGCGAGUGGGACCUGGCCGAUGCGCACGUCCUGUGCCGCCACCUGGGCUGCGGCCGCGCCUUCAGCGUGCCCCCGGGAGGCUCCUUCGGCAGCGGGGAGGGGCCGCUGCGGCCGGACGCCUUCGGCUGCAGCGGGAGCGAGCGGCACCCGGGCGAGUGCCCCGUGGCCGUGCUGGGGAAGCCCCCGUGUGCCCCCGGAAACGCAGCCGCCGUCAACUGCUCAGGCACCAUCGAGUCUCUGCGUCUGGUGAAGGGUGAGACUCGGUGCGAGGGGUUUCUGGAGUUGGCCAUAAGCACCGGGGAGUGGCGCCGUGUGCCAGGAGAAGUUUCGCUCCUGUGGAACUUGAGCAAUGUGUGCUUGGAGCUGGGCUGUGGAGGACUGGAGAAGAUUCGUGUUAUCCCUGGGCAGUCCUUCUUGCAGGAUUUCGACCAGAAGGAGCAGGAUAUCUUGAGAAGUGUGGUUGAAACCCUCAAAGGGAUGACCACCGAUCUGCCUAUUAGGACCAUACCUGAGGAUUACUUUGGGUACGGCUACGGGUUCAUGACCACUGCACCAGCUGACAUCCAUCAUGGCACCAACAUUGUCUGCUCAGGCAGCCUGCCGGUGAGGCUGGUGGGGAGCCCUGGGCGCUGUGCCGGGCGUGUGGAGGUCUAUUCCGGGGGCAGCUGGAGCUCGGUCUGCCAGGAAGGCUGGGAGCUGCAGGAUGCGGCCGUUGUGUGCCGGGAGCUGGGCUGUGGCACGGCACUGGAGGCCCCGGGCUGGGCGCGCUUCGGUGCGGGCACGGGGCCGCUGUGGCUGUACAGCCCCGACUGCUCCGGCUCCGAGGAGUCUCUGUGGAAAUGCGGGCGCACGGAACAGCACGAGUGCGGCAGCGGCAACUGGGCAGGGGCUGUCUGCUCAGGUCAGUGCCGGGCAGCCCCAGAUCAGGGCCUGGCAGAGGUCCCUGGGGGUUCCUGGCCGUGCUGUGACCCCCCUGCCCCCCUUACAGAGCAGCUCUCCGUGCGGCUGGCAGGGGGCUCUGGGCGCUGCCGGGGCUUCCUGGAGAUAUUCCAGAACAGCACCUGGAGCCGCGUGUGCGCCAGCGGCACCAGCAACGGCGCCGCCGCCGCCGUCUGCCGCCAGCUGGGCUGUGGGGACAGGGGCUGGCUCUCAGCUGUGCCUGCCCAGGAGCCGACCGACGCCUGGCUGGCCUGGGUGGGCUGUGAGGACGGGGCCCGCUCGCUCUGGCAGUGCCCCUCAGCACCCUGGCACCUGCAGAGCUGCAGCCCAGGCGAGCACGCCCAUGUGGAAUGUGAGGAGGACAGUGGUGACGCCACUGAGGGACACACUAGCCCAUAUCCGGAGGGUGGCACCAGCACAGGAGACGCCAGAAAAACGCGCCUGGCAGUGGCCGUGGGGUCUGUGCCUGUGCCCACUGUGCUGUGCGUGGUGCUGGGGACGCUGCUGUGCCUGUCCCUGUGUGCACUGGCCCUGCUGCUGUGCCGUGCCCGUGCCUGGCGCCGAGGCCCUGGCAGAGCUGCAGAUGCCAUCUCCAACGCUGUCUACGAGGAGCUGGAUUACAAAGCCAUGCCUGUGUACCAGGAGGUGCCCACUCCCCCAGGUUCCCUGUUGGAGGGAUGGGUGAAGAAGCUGCCGUAUGACAGCGGGGACAGCGUGGAGGGGAGUGACACCGAGGAAGCCCCAGAUCAUCCUGCCCAGCCCGAGCAAGGACCCCUGGAUGGCUAUGACGAUGUCCUGGAUGUGUCCCAGGAGUCCGCCGCUGCCAGCACUGGGGACAUGUUUGAGGGAGUGGCACGGCAGAGGUGGAUCUGUGGGCUCCCCACAGGACUUCUCCUAAGGGAUGGGAGGUCUCCUGAAGGAGGGCAGAGCCUUCCUGCCCCCCGGCAGCAGCCCGCGGUGGCAGGGCAGGCGGGCCAUGGCCCCUGCCUGCGGCACAUCGUGCUCCAGGAGGUUGCCGAUGUUGAGGCCCGGCUGCAGCGCCCGGAGGGCGUCCAGUUCGUGCAGCAGGGCCUGGCUGAAUCCGUCCGUGCUCAGCCUGGGCGUGGAGGGGGCAGGAGAAGAGGAGAAGGUGUCCGAGGUUGUGGGGAGGGAGGUGUGAAGCAGGCGCGGUGUGGGUGCGGCCCCGGCUGUGGCGCAGGCUCGGCUGGCCGUGUCGGGAACGGCGGGCUCGGCAGGGGCCGUGUGAGGGCCGUGAGCGAGCGCAGGGUGCUGAGCGGGCAGGCGGGCUGGCCGAGGUGCUGUGAGAGCGGGAGGAGGGCGUGGGCUACCAGCAGCAGCGUCUUCUUGGACCCUGUGCUGCUGGGCAGGGCAGAGUCCGUGGCCUCGGUGGUCGGGCCAAGGAAACCAGACCCAACCCACGAAGCGAUGGGCCAGGCCCAGACAGGGGGACCAAAGCCCCCAAACCUGGCGGUGGGCGGGGAGGGGGCCCUGGGGGCUGCCUCGGGACCGCCCGAAAAAUUCGGGGUGGGGUCCAGGCUGGACGCAGGCGCCGCGACAGUCGCUGCUGGAGGCGGCGGGGACGCACAAAGCAGCAACGCCGCGGUCUCUCUCGGUUCCGGACGGGGCGGUUCCGGCGCGGGCUCUGCCGCUGCGGGAGGGUGUGGCGGACUGAUCACGGGCGCCGCGGCAGGUGCCGCCGAAGGCGGGGCCACGGGGGCCCGCGGGUGGUUCCGCCGCCUGGUCGCCGUCCUCAGCGUUUCCUUGAAUUGGAGGCGGCGGUGGCGGCUCCGCUGUCCCAGCUUCAACAUUUCCCGCCGCGGCAGCAGACGCGGGCGGGGCCGCCGCAGUCGGAGCCAUCGCGGGCUGUGCUGGAGGGGCGGUGGCGGGCGGGGCCGGUGGGGCGUCCUCAGGCUGGGAGGCAGCGAGGGGCGGUGCCAGAGGCGGCACGGCCACCGCCGGGGCGGGGGGCAGGUCCCUCAGUGCCGGGAGGGGCAGAAGAGGCGGUUCCUGGGCAUGCUGCAGGGACGCGCGGCAGGCGGGCUGCAGGGGCCCGGAGCGGCGGGGCAGGGGCGGCGGAGCCGCGGCGUUCUCGGCGGCAGCGCAGGUGUCGGGGGGCGCGUGCGGUCGCUGGCGAGGCCGGGAGCCGCCGGGGGGAAACCGCCUCCUUCCUGCCCUGGCGGCGAGGCGAGCGCGGGGCUGCAGCUGCGGCAGCAGCGCCAUGUGCCAGAGCCACCGCGAGGGACCGGGCAGCUGGCAGCUCGCCGAGAGCCGGGGGCCUCUGCCACCCCCCUCGGGGGCUCCGAGCAUCCGGGAGGGGAGCGCCCCGAGCGAUGUGGGCUGAAGCCCGUGCUCGCCAUCAGGAUGGCUCUUGGCAGGCUGCAGCAGCAGCGUUGGAGCCGCGGGGCAUGCAGGAAGGGCCCCCGCAGGGCAGGUGCUGUGGGGGGGCUGUCUCCCCCCGGGGACAUCCGGGUGGCAGCCCACUGUGGCGAGGUGUGUGACGGCAGAGGCGCAGAUGAGGCGCCUGAUAAAGGCUGCCCCGGUGCUGCUGCUGCUGCUGCUGCUGCUUCGUGCACUGGCUCGGGCGCUGGCGAGAGGUGGCCUGGCUUCGCUGGCUGGGGGCCGGUGGCCAUGGGGCCGCUGGUGGCUCUGGGGCUGCUCGUGUGCGUGCGGCUGUGCGGGGGCUCCGGGGAGCUGCGUCUGGUGGGCGGCGGCGGGCGCUGUGCCGGCCGCGUGGAGGUGAAGCACGGCGGUGAGUGGGGCUCCGUGUGCGCCUUCGACUUCGACUGGGAGGCUCGCUGGGCCGUGGUGGUGUGCCGGCAGCUGGGCUGUGGCCGGGUGGCCAGGGCGUCCCUGCACGCCCCGUUCGGGCAGGGCAGCGGGCGGAUCUGGCUGCAGCCCUUCUUCUGCCGCGGAACCGAGGAUGAGCUGGAUCACUGUUCACACUUCGGCUGGGGACGGCAUUUCUGCGGCCACGAGCGGGAUGUGGGGGUGACCUGCACAGAUGCCGUGGAGCUGAGGCUGUCGGGCGGCAGCAGUCCCUGUGCCGGGAGGUUGGAGGUGAAGCUGCAGGGACACUGGGGCUCGGUGGCAGACGACAACUGGGACAUGGAGGACGCCGAGGUGGUUUGUCAGCAGCUGGGCUGUGGCUCGGCUUCCAUAGCCUCCUCCGCCCUUGAGCCCUUUGGGGUAGGGGAAGGGCUCGUCAGCCUGGCCCUGGUGGACUGCAGUGGGAACGAGGCCACGCUCUGGGACUGCGAGAUCCGUGGCUGGGGACCCUAUAACAGCAGCAUCCAUGGUUUGGAUACUGCCGUUGUCUGCCAAGGCUUUUCCCAGCUGGUUGGUGGCAAUGGAGCCUGUGUCGGGCGUCUGGAGGUGCGUCAGGGCCGGUCCUGGGUCGGUGUCUGUGAGGAUCAGGUGGACAUGAAGGUGGCCCAGGUGGUGUGCAGGGAGCUGGGCUGUGGUGAGGUGAUCGCAAUGGCCGGCAGUGGCCGUUUUGGGGCAGUGUCGGGAUCGCUCUGGGACGGGGGCUUCCAGUGCAAUGGCACUGAGCCCCUGCUCAGUGCCUGUGCCCGGCGUCCAUCCCAGAGCCAGGACUGCUCCGGCCCUGCCAGCGUCAUCUGCUCCUCCUACACGGGCUUCCGGCUGGAGAACGGCAGCUCGGGAUGCUCCGGGCGAGUGGAGGUGGCAGUGAGGGGGACGUGGGGCUCGGUGUGCGCCAGCGAGUGGGACCUGGCCGAUGCGCACGUCCUGUGCCGCCACCUGGGCUGCGGCCGCGCCUUCAGCGUGCCCCCGGGAGGCUCCUUCGGCAGCGGGGAGGGGCCGCUGCGGCCGGACGCAUUCGGCUGCAGCGGGAGCGAGCGGCACCCGGGCGAGUGCCCCGUGGCCAUGCUGGGGAAGCCCCCGUGUGCCCCCAGAAACGCUGCCGCCGUCAACUGCUCAGGCACCAUCGAGUCUCUGCGUCUGGUGAAGGGUGAGACUCGGUGCGAGGGGUUUCUGGAAUUGGCCAUAAGCACCGGGGAGUGGCGCCGUGUGCCAGGAGAAGUUUCGCUCCUGUGGAACUUGAGCAAUGUGUGCUUGGAGCUGGGCUGUGGAGGACUGGAGAAGAUUCGUGUUAUCCCUGGGCAGUCCUUCUUGCAGGAUUUCGACCAGAAGGAGCAGGAUAUCUUGAGAAGUGUGGUUGAAACCCUCAAAGGGAUGACCACCGAUCUGCCUAUUAGGACCAUACCUGAGGAUUACUUUGGGUACGGCUACAGGUUCAUGACCACUGCACCAGCUGACAUCCAUCAUGGCACCAACAUUGUCUGCUCAGGCAGCCUGCCGGUGAGGCUGGUGGGGAGCCCUGGGCGCUGUGCCGGGCGUGUGGAGGUCUAUUCCGGGGGCAGCUGGAGCUCGGUCUGCCAGGAAGGCUGGGAGCUGCAGGAUGCGGCCGUUGUGUGCCGGGAGCUGGGCUGUGGCACGGCACUGGAGGCCCCGGGCUGGGCGCGCUUCGGUGCGGGCACGGGGCCGCUGUGGCUGUACAGCCCCGACUGCUCCAGCUCCGAGGAGUCUCUGUGGAAAUGCGGGCGCACGGAACAGCACGAGUGCGGCAGCGGCAACUGGGCAGGGGCUGUCUGCUCAGAGCAGCUCUUCGUGCAGCUGGCAGGGGGCUUUGGGCGCUGCCGGGGCUUCCUGGAGAUAUUCCAGAACAGCACCUGGAGCCGCGUGUGCGCCAACGGCACCAGCAACGGCACCGCCGCCGCCGUCUGCCGCCAGCUGGGCUGUGGGGACAGGGGCCGGCUCUCGGCUGUGCCUGCCCAGGAGCUGACCGACACCUGGCUGGCCUGGGUGGGCUGUGAGGACGGGGCCCGCUCGCUCUGGCAGUGCCCCUCAGCACCCUGGCACCUGCAGAGCUGCAGCCCAGGCGAGCACGCCCAUGUGGAGUGUGAGGAGGACAGUGGUGACGCCACUGAGGGACACACUAGCCCAUAUCCGGAGGGUGGCACCAGCACAGGUGUCCCCAGAAGAACGCCCCCAGCAGUGGCCGUGGGGUCUGUGCCUGUGUCCACUGUGCUGUGCGUGGUGCUGGGGACGCUGCUGUGCCUGUCCCUGGGUGCCCUGGCCCUGCUGCUGUGCCGUGCCCGUGCCUGGCGCCGAGGCCCUGGCAGAGCUGCAGAUGCCAUCUCCAAUGCUACCUACGAAGAGCUGGAUUACAAAGCCAUACCUGAGUACCAGGAGGUACCCACUCCCCCAGGUUCCCAGUUGGAGGGAUGGGUGAAGAAGCUGCCGUAUGACAGCGGGGACAGCUUGGAGGGGAGUGACACCGAGGCAGCCGCAGAUCCCCCUGCCCAGCUCGAUCAAGGAACCCCAGAUGGCUAUGACGAUGUCCUGGAUGUGUCCCAGGAGUCCUCCGCUGCCAGCACUGGGGACAUGUUUGAGCGAGUGGCACGGCAGAGGUGGAUCUGUGGGCUCCCCACAGGAGCCACUGGAGACCCUUCGGAACAGAUCCCAGAGCACAUGGACUAUGAUGAUCAGCCCGCGGUGGCAGGGCAGGCGGGCCAUGGCCCCUGCCUGCGGCACAUCGUGCUCCAGGAGGUUGCCGAUGUUGAGGCCCGGCUGCAGCGCCCGGAGGGCGUCCAGUUCGUGCAGCAGGGCCUGGCUGAAUCCGUCCGUGCUCAGCCUGGGCGUGGAGGGGGCAGGAGAAGAGGAGAAGGUGUCCGAGGUUGUGGGGAGGGAGGUGUGAAGCAGGCGCGUUGUGGGUGCGGCCCCGGCUGUGGCGCAGGCUCGGCUGGCCGUGUCGGGAACGGCGGGCUCGGCAGGGGCCGUGUGAGGGCCGUGAGCGAGCGCAGGGUGCUGAGCGGGCAGGCGGGCUGGCCGAGGUGCUGUGAGAGCGGGAGGAGGAGGUGGGCUACCAGCAGCAGCGUCUUCUUGGACCCUGUGCUGCUGGGCAGGGCGGAGUCCGUGGCCUCGGUGGUCGGGCCAAGGAAACCAGACCCGACCCACGAAGCGGUGGGCCAGGCCCAGACGGGGGGACCAAAGCCGGGCGGGGAGGGGGCCCUGGGGGCUGCUUCGGGACCGCCCGAAAAAUUCGGGGUGGGGUCCAGGCUGGACGCAGGCGCCGCGACAGUCGCUGCUGGAGGCGGCGGGGACGCACAAAGCAGCAACGCCGCGGUCUCUCUCGGUUCCGGACGGGGCGGUUCCGGCGCGGGCUCUGCCGCUGCGGGAGGGGGUGGCGGACUGAUCACGGGCGCCGCGGCAGGUGCCGCCGAAGGCGGGGCCACGGGGGCCCGCGGGGUGGUUCCGCCGCCUGGUCGCCGUCCUCAGCGUUUCCUUGAAUUGGAGGCGGCGGUGGCGGCUCCGCUGUCCCAGCUUCAACAUUUCCCGCCGCGGCAGCAGACGCGGGCGGGGCCGCCGCAGUCGGAGCCAUCGCGGGCUGUGCUGGAGGGGCGGUGGCGGGCGGGGCCGGUGGGGCGUCCUCAGGCUGGGAGGCAGCGAGGGGCGGUGCCAGAGGCGGCACGGCCACCGCCGGGGCGGGGGGCAGGCGGGCUGCAGGGGCCCGGAGCGGCGGGGCAGGGGCGGCGGAGCCGCGGCGUUCUCGGCGGCAGCGCAGGUGUCGGGAGGCGCGUGCGGUCGCUGGCGAGGCCGGGAGCCGCCGGGGGGAAACCGCCUCCUUCCUGCCCUGGCGGCGAGGCGAGCGCGGGGCCGCAGCUGCGGCAGCAGCGCCAUGUGCCAGAGCCACCGCGAGGGACCGGGCAGCUGGCAGCUCGCCGAGAGCCGGGGGCCUCUGCCACCCCCCUCGGGGGCUCCGAGCAUCCGGGAGGGGAGCGCCCCGAGCGUGGGGCUUUGAGCUUUGCAGGCUGCCCCGGUGCUGCUGCUGCUGCGUGCAUUGGCUCGGGCGCUGGCGAGAGGUGGCCUGGCUGCGCUGGCUGGGGGCCGGUGGCCAUGGGGCCGCUGGUGGCUGUGGGGCUGCUCGUGUGCGUGCGGCUGUCCGGGGGCUCCGGGGAGCUGCGUCUGGUGGGCGGCGGCGGGCGCUGUGCCGGCCGCGUGGAGGUGAAGCACGGCGGUGAGUGGGGCUCCGUGUGCGCCUUCGACUUCGACUGGGAGGCUCGCUGGGCCGUGGUGGUGUGCCGGCAGCUGGGCUGUGGCCGGGUGGCCAGGGCGUCCCUGCACGCCCCGUUCGGGCAGGGCAGCGGGCGGAUCUGGCUGCAGCCCUUCUUCAACGGCACUGAGGAUGAGCUGAAGGAUUGUUCACACUUCGGAUGGGGCUGGCAUUUCUGUGGCCACGAGCGGGAUGUGGGGGUGACCUGCACAGAUGCCGUGGAGCUGAGGCUGUCGGGUGGCGGCAAUCCCUGUGCCGGGAGGGUGGAGGUGAAGCUGCAGGGACACUGGGGCUCGGUGGCAGACGACAACUGGGACAUGGAGGACGCCGAGGUGGUUUGUCAGCAGCUGGGCUGUGGUUCGUCUUCUGCUACGUACUUCGCCCUCGAGCGCUUUGGCGUGGGGGAAGGGCUCGUCAGCCUGGCCCUGGUGGACUGCAGUGGGGACGAGGCCACGCUCUGGGACUGCGAGAUCCGUGGCUGGGGACCCUAUAGCAGCAGCAUCCAUGGUUUGGAUACUGCCGUUGUUUGCCAAGGCUUUUCCCAGCUGGUUGGUGGCAAUGGAGCCUGUGCUGGGCAUCUGGAGGUGCGUCAGGGCCGGUCCUGGGUCGGUGUCUGUGAGGAUCAGGUGGACAUGAAGGUGGCCCAGGUGGUGUGCAGGGAGCUGGGCUGCGGUGAGGUGAUCGCAAUGGCCGGCAGUGGCCGUUUUGGGGCAGUGUCGAGAUCGCUCUGGGACGGAGGCUUCCAGUGCAAUGGCACCGAGCCCCUGCUCAGUGCCUGUGCCCGGCGUCCGCCCCAGAGCCAGGGCUGCACCCGCCCUGCCAGCAUCAUCUGCUCCUCUUACACGGGCUUCCGGCUGGAGAACGGCAGCUCGGGAUGCUCCGGGCGAGUGGAGGUGGCAGUGAGGGGGACGUGGGGCUCGGUGUGCGCCAGCGAGUGGGACCUGGCCGAUGCACACGUCCUGUGCCGCCACCUGGGCUGCGGCCGCGCCUUCAGCGUGCCCCCGGGAGGCUCCUUCGGCAGCGGGGAGGGGCCGCUGUGGCCGGAUGCCUUCAGCUGCAGCGGGAGCGAGCGGCACCCGGGCGAGUGCCCUGUGGCCGUGCUGGGGAAGCCCCCGUGCCCCGGAAACGCCGCUGCUGUCAACUGCUCAGGCACCGUCGAGACUCUGCGGCUGGUGAAGGGUGAGACUCGGUGUGAGGGGUUUCUGGAGUUGGCCAUAAGCACCCGGGAGUGGCGCCGUGUGCCAGGAGAGGUUUCGCUCCUGCGGAAUUUGAGCAAUGUGUGCUUGGUUCUGGGCUGUGGAGAACUGGAGAAGAGUCUUGUUGUCCGUGGGCAGUCCUACCUGCAGGAUAUAGACCAGAAUGAGUGGGAUAUCUUGGAAAUGGUGAUCAAAACCAUCAAGAGGAUGACCACUGAUCUGGCCACUAGGACCAUAGAUGAGUAUUAUUUUUGGGCCUACUACAGGUACAUGACCACUGCACCAGCUGACAUCCGUCAUGGCACAGACAUUUUCUGUUCAGGCAGCCUGCAGGUGAGGCUGGUGGGGAGCCCUGGGCGCUGUGCCGGGCGUGUGGAGGUCUAUUCCGGGGGCAGCUGGAGCUCGGUCUGCCAGGAAGGCUGGGAGCUGCAGGAUGCGGCCGUUGUGUGCCAGGAGCUGGGCUGUGGCACGGCACUGGAGGCCCCGGGCUGGGCGCGCUUCAGUUCGGGCACGGGGCCGCUGUGGCCGUACAGCCCCGACUGCUCCGGCUCCGAGGAGUCUCUGUGGAAAUGCGGGCGCAUGGAACAGCACGAGUGCGGGAGCGGCAACUGGGCAGGGGCCGUCUGCUCAGAGCAGCUCUCCGUGCGGCUGGCAGGGGGCCCUGGGCGCUGCCGGGGCUUUCUGGAGGUCUCCUACAAUGGAACCUGGGGCCGCGUGUGCGCCAGCGGCACCAGCAACGGCGCCGCCGCCGCCGUCUGCCGCCAGCUGGGCUGUGGGGACAGGGGCCGGCUCUCGGCUGUGCCUGCCCAGGAGCCGACCGACGCCUGGCUGGCCUGGGUGGGCUGUGAGGACGGGGCCCGCUCGCUCUGGCAGUGCCCCUCAGCACCCUGGCACCUGCAGAGCUGCAGCCCAGGCGAGCACGCCCAUGUGGAGUGUGAAAAAGACAGUGGUGGCACCACUGAGGGACACACUAGCCCAUGUCCGGAGGGUGGCACCAGCACAGGUAGCUCUGCCCGUGCCUGCAUACCCCUCAUCAGGCUGGCUGGGAUCGCCCUCCCCUCACUACCUAACUGUGUCCCCACAGGAGACGCCAGAAAAACGCGCCUAGCAGUGGCCGUGGGGUCUGUGCCUGUGCCCACUGUGCUGUGCGUGGUGCUGGGGACGCUGCUGUGCCUGUCCCUGUGUGCACUGGCCCUGCUGCUGUGUCGUGUCCGUGCCUGGCGCCGAGGCCCUGGCAGAGCUGCAGAUGCCAUCUCCAACGCUGUCUACGAGGAGCUGGAUUACAAAGCCAUACCUGAGUACCAGGAGGUACCCACUCCCCCAGGUUCCCUGUUGGAGGGAUGGAUGAAGAAGCUGCCGUAUGACAGCGGGGACAGCGUGGAGGGGAGUGACACAGAGGAAGCCCCAGAUCCCCCUGCCCAGCCCGAGAAAGGACCCCUGGAUGGCUAUGACGUCCUGGAUGUGCCACAGGAGCCCCCCACUGCCAGCACUGGGGACAUCUCCGAGGCAGUGGCACAGCAGAGGUGGAUCUGUGUGCUCCCCACAGGUGGGAUUUACUCCCCUCCAAGUACUGCAGGAGCCACCAGGAACCAGUUGGAGCAGAUCCCUGGGCACAUGGACUAUGAUGAUAUUGGCAGCAGCGCCCUGGGGACGUUGCAAUGAGGAUGUCCUGGCCAUGCCACAGCCCCAGGGACAUGUGUGUGGCAGUGUGGCAGGGCCCUGUCCCUAGGAAGAGCUGGCUCUGCCCACAGAGAUCAGCCCUCACUGUCCCGUGGUGGAGGAAAACAGCUCCUGUGUAGGAAUUUUCUUGGAUUUAAGAGUGAAUUUCCAUUUUUUCCUAUUAAAAACCAAACUGGUCAGAGACUCA